Molecule: messenger RNA, 2333 nt
Organism: Owenia fusiformis
Lineage: Eukaryota; Metazoa; Annelida; Polychaeta; Sabellida; Oweniidae
Source: the annotation of a GenBank genome assembly
CGCGAAGCAUCACCAGGGAAUGAAAAACAACAUGGCGGACAAAAUUUCUAAAAACUAAUAAAUAUUGUAUAUCUUAUGUGUUUUCAUACCUUUAUUCUUACAUUUAAAGUGAAAUAUUAGCUAUGACGAAAGUUAUAAAGGAAAGUGAUCAGGGACAUAUGCCAUUAAACGGAAGAUGGAUUUGGAAAGAUGAAUCAAACUCUCUUGAGUACACAAGCAAUACAGGUGGGGAUAAAUCAGACAAAAAGAAGAAACAAAAAGGCUUGCAUUUUCAGGAUGCAAUUGUCAAAGGAAAUAACAGAGCUCCAUCGAGUGUUGGAGGGCGUAGUUAUGGUAAAGGGCGUGGUCAAGCUCAGCAUAUCAGAGGCAGCAGGUCACCCGGCCAGAGACAAACUAUCAAACAGUCCGAAGAACAUAAACAUGUGACAUUAGAUGAUGUAAAAUCUGUUGCACUUGACAUGCUGUGUGAAAUAGAAGAGAUUCCCAAUGUGUUCAAGGGCAUGUAUUCGUCUGAGGCCUUUGAUGACUUCCUGAAACAUUUAUUAUGUUACUUCAAAUGUUUUUUUGAGAAAAAGCAACUAGAAGAGCAACCAUCAGGGUUUAUUUUAGAAAAGAGCCAAGCAGAGAAACAAGCAAUCAUAGAUGCAUGUGAAACAUUGGAGAUAGGACAGAAGCUACUUGGGCAGUCAUAUUGUGUGUUGAUCCUGGGCCUAGGUCUUGACCAGCAGCAUCACAUGGGAUGUGGACAGUCAAGGGUUUCAUCCACUUAUAAGGACAGAGGCAUGUAUGAGACACUUUACUCAUACUGCACAUUUGUGGUAUGGAUUGGUUUUAAAAGGAAAAACUUUGAGGACACAAAAAAAGAACUUGGGCGAAUACUGAGAUCUGACACAUUCAACCCUGCAAUAAGAGUAAAGAAUGCCCCAGAAGAGAUAGAAGGGGUUGAGAAGAAAGAAGAAGUGAAAUUGACUCCGGCUGAAUACCGAAGAUUACACCCUAAGCGCCCCGCAAUAAAAAGUAUUGUAAAUCAAAGGUCACCUGCAUUGGUGUCAAUACUACCGUCCCCUAAGGAGGAAGCUCAUUGGUUAUUUAGGCGGAAAGGAGCGCUAUCCCCAACGUCCUUAGCAACAGUUGCAAGGGAAGAUCCAGAAGAUGAGAGUGUAAACAUGAAAGCCUUACCUGGUUUCAGUAGAAAAAACUUCAGGAUUGGCAUAAUAGGUGAGCCACUAAGUCAGUUCAAUGCAGUGACACUUGCACCUCUUGGCUCAGAGAAUGAUGAGGACCAAGAGGAGGGGGAAGAGGGAGAAAAGACUGCUGAUGCUGAAAACAAUACAAAGGCACCACCAUCUAGAGCAGAAAAACUUCAGAGCAGACAACAGACAGGAGUGAGUACUACAACGACAGAGGCUUUUUCUGAUGAAGACUAGGAUCUAUGAGGACAGAAUAUCACUCUGGUUAUGUUUUGAAAUGUAGCAUAAAGUGAAAACGAUUGGAUUUGAUAAGGGACUAAAUAUAUGACAUGAGGCAUGGCGCUGACACUAUAAAUUGUAUAGAAAUACAAAAAUCCAAGAAAACAAACCAUUUCAUUUUGAGAAAUGGUGUAAAAUAUAUGCCUGGUGAACCAAGGGAGCAGGUGCCAAUUUAAACAUGAGCUGAUAUACCCUGAUGUACACUGGGUUCCUGGACUUAACGACAAUACCAUAUUUGAGAACCUGUUCAUAUUGGGAGUUUGGACUUUCACUUAUCACACCAGCAAAAUUGGAGCAAAUAAAUAUGAUCUCAAAAUACAAAGAAUAUUGUAAUUAAAAUUGAUGAAAUAAAAUAAUGUAAGAACUAACAAAGUAUUAUUAUAUAUUAAUGGUAGACAGAAUUUGUCCAAUAAUUAUUCUAGCAACAGCAUUCCAUUCAGAGCCUCCUAGUGAGGUACAAACUCCUUUUGGAAGCCGUUUACUUUAAUUUCUUUACUUUGUAAUUUUUACAACUGGAACUUUAUUUGUUUGCAAGAUGAACUAUUUGGAAUGAAGAUUUUACUGAAUAAUUGUUAAUUGUCCAUCAUCUUGAUGUUAUUAUCACCCCACUGUGGACCAAUGAACUUUUAAUAUGGACAAUACCCUCACAAAUGUUAAAAAAUAUCAGAAUAGCUCUUUUUUACAAAAUAGUUUAAACCUAUUAAGUUAGGUAGAUUGGGUUGUCAUGUACAGAUAUAAACAAUGUGUACACAAUCCAAGUUAUCUACUCUGCCUACCUUUAAAGUACUUAUACAUGUAUAACCUUUAAUCUUAAAUUGAGAAUUCAUUCAACCAUUUAUAUUAUGUAAUUUUUUGUAAAAUAUA